Molecule: messenger RNA, 1782 nt
Organism: Siniperca chuatsi (mandarin fish)
Lineage: Eukaryota; Metazoa; Chordata; Actinopteri; Centrarchiformes; Sinipercidae
Product: BPTI/Kunitz domain-containing protein
Exons: 6
Coding region: 92-742 (216 amino acids)
Molecular function (GO): serine-type endopeptidase inhibitor activity
Source: RefSeq, a predicted model, not a curated record
AUGUCGGUCCAAAGGUCGGUAAUGACAACCCACUCCCACCGUAGUUUACAACCCUCACUCCAGGAAAGACAGCACACAGACAAGCAGCAAGAUGAAGCACCUGCUGUUUUGGGGGAUUGCUUUUGCUGCAUUCCACAUCAGCCAUUCAAAUACUGCAGCUUUCUGUCAAUUGCCCUAUAAUGAAGGUGAAGGCUCAAGCUUUAACUUUGCUCUGUAUUAUGACGCCGCCAAAGAUCAGUGCAAUCCUUUCCUAUACAAAGGCAAAGGAGGAAAUGCCAACCGUUUUCAAAAUGAAAAGGAGUGCAUAAGAAACUGUUCCGCCAACGCAGAAAAUAUCUAUCCCAUGGAUGUCUCCAAAGCAUGCCACUUAAAAAAGGCCACAGGUGAUUGUAGUGGUCAGUUUUUGAGAUACUACUACGAUUCAGUUCACAACAAAUGCAAAAAAUUCCUUUGGUCUGGAUGCAUCGGAAACGGAAACAGAUUUUUUGACUAUAACAGCUGCAACACCACCUGUGAUGGAAUCCACGAUGAUGGUGAUGAAGAGGAGGAGGAUGAGCCAGACACUCCUAUUGCAAUCAUCUGUGGAGUUCUGCUUGCUGUCAUUAUUGUCGCUGUCAUCAUAACUGUGAUUGUCUUGACAGUUAAUUCAAAGAAAAAGGACUCCAAGAAAAAGGCACCAGGGAAAAGUAGAGACCCCCAGGCUGGCUCACCUCUUCAGGAUCCGGCUAUUGAAAUGGCAUAGAAAAUCAUGUCACCUCCAUAGCAACACAAGCUUGGUUUUGUAUUAUAACUCCAGUAGUCAUCAUACCAAAUAUAUCAAUUGAUUACAAACAUUCAAGUUCAACUUAGAUUUUUUUACUGACAUAUGUAAUAGCUAUGACAAUUUUGUUAAAUUUUCUAUUUUGUUUCACAUCCACAUGUGCAGAGUGAUAUUUCUUAAGUUGUAUUUUUUUCCUGGGAGCUUUAUCCUAUACUUUCAUUCAGAAAACCAAAAUAAAUCUGAUUAGUCAAAGUGAAAUCAAAAGAAACCAGAGUUGAAACAAUUAGUCAAUUAACUGAUUAGUCAAUCGACAGAAAAUUCAUCAGCAACCAUUUUGUUGAUUAAUCAUUUUUCCAAGAAAAAUUUCAGCUUUUUAGUUGUGAAGAUGUCCUGUUUUUCUUUGUCUUUUGUGAUAGUAAACUGAAUGUAUUUGGGUUUUGGACUGUUGGCCGGACAAAACAAGCAAUUUGGGAUCCAGGAAAUUGUGAUAGACGUUUCUCAAGAAUUUCUGACACUUUAUAGACCAAAUGAUUAAUUGAGAAAACAGUCAGCACAUUCAUUAUUAAUGGGAGUGAUUGUUAAUUACAUACCUAAAAAAAACACACAUCCAUCACUCUGAUUUGAAGCAAAUCAGUGUUUGUUUUUUUUAACAUUCAAGCAAAAGCAGGAGCAGAACUGCGUCAUUCCAGGUUUAGGUACUCAUCUGUUUGUGCACAAUUACCUGAAAUGCUUUUAACACUGUAGUCUCAUAAUCAUUUCAGUGUUUCCAAAAUAUAACUUCAUCAUCACCUGGCUCAGUGAUUUGCUGAAAACUGUCUUCUGAAGGCACGUGCCAAUUCAAAACCCAACACAUAUAUUUAGAGCUGUUUUGUACAGUGAUGCCCACUGCAUAAUCUCUGUUAAUAUAUUUUCCUGCUCAGCAUUUGUGAAUCUCAACAUGAAAGUGUCAAAAACAACCUUUCACAUUUUCUCACAUUUAUCUUAAAAUGUAUGACUGUAAUACCAUUAAAAGCUCAUGCUCA